Messenger RNA from Lathyrus oleraceus (garden pea), 4508 nucleotides. RefSeq lists its product as uncharacterized. NCBI's taxonomy places the organism in Eukaryota, Viridiplantae, Streptophyta, Magnoliopsida, Fabales, Fabaceae. The transcript is spliced from 5 exons. Bases 213 to 4238 code for a protein of 1341 amino acids. The record is from RefSeq and is a predicted model, not a curated record.
UUCUAAAAAACAUUGUCGUUUUUUCUGCAAUUGCUUAACCGCAACACUGAACAACACAGUAUCACUUGAUACUCGACAACAAAAACGACAACGUAUUUGGUCGCCGCAAAAAGUUAUCUAUUUUAUGUUCCUGCGAAUUUCUCCACUAAUCAAAAAGCUUCAAUUCAAUUCAACAAUGCUUCAAUAGUGUAGCUUUUGAAUCCAUUCAAUCCAUGGAAAUUCUCAUCUCUUCAACCUCCAAAACCAUUCCAUUCCCAUUUUUCUGCAACCCCAAAACUCUACAUCCAAAAUUCUCAUCCAACUGUAACAAACCUUUUCUGACUCACAGAAACCACUCCCCUUUCUAUCUAACAACUUCCAUUUCGAGAAAGUUUCAAACUUGGGCCCAUUUCGGACGACCCUCCAACCGCCGUAAUUCUCUGAGGAAUAAGCUUCUUCAUGAUAACCAGGUACGCCUCAAACGCAUUCCCAAUGACCCAUCUUCUGUUUCUAGUAAUGAUGUUGCAGAGAGUGAUGUGAGUUUUCAAAGGGUGGUUGUUAAUAAUGAAAGUGUUGUUGAAUUGGAAAAAGAAAAAUCUAAGCUUUUGGGUGAAUCUGUUAUGUUGAAUAAAUUGGAGAAUUGGGUUGAUCAGUAUAGUAAAGAUAUUGAGUUUUGGGGUAUUGGGUCUGCUCCUAUAUUUACUGUUUAUGAAGAUUUAUUAGGAGGUGUUAAAAGGGUUUUAGUUGAUGAAGAUGAGAUUUUGAAAAGAGUUAGGGUUCAGAAAGGUGGAAAUGAAGUUGAGGAUUUAUCUGAAGUGAAGUGUAAAAUUUUGGAGGCUAAGAAGCUAGCGAGGGAUAUGGAGAGUGGUGAUAAUGUGAUUGCAAGGAAUAGUUCUGUGGCUAAGUUUGUUGUUCAAGGUAAGGAGGAGAAGGGGGAGGAGGGUGGUUUUGUUAAGGCUGUCCGUGGCUUUGUCGUUCAACCACGGUUGCCUUCGCAGCUUUCUGGGGUUGGUGGCAAAGUAUUGAUUGUUUUGGUUGUAAUGUUUGCGGUGAAGAAAUUGUUUAGUUUUGGAGAUAAAGAGGUUCGGUAUACAGAAGCAGAGAAGAAAAUGAUGAUGAGGAAGGUAAAGGCUAGAAAGGAGAAAGAGAUGCUGACGAAGGGUGCUGUUGAAGUUAUUCAUGAAUCUAAGGAGACACCGGUGAAAGGCGUUAAAAAGCCGAAGUUAGAUAAGGAACAGCUUAAGAAUAAUAUUCUUAAAGCUAAAGCUUCUUCUGAUAAACUUGUAGUUCGGGAUUCGUCUGAUGAAGUGAGAACUGGAUCGGUUGAUAUGGACUAUAAAGUUCGAGAGAUCAGAGAAAUGGCUAAGCGGGCAAGGGAAAUUGAAGGAAGAGAUCGUUCUCUUGUUAGUAAGGAUGUCGGAACGGAUGAUCCUGUCAGUGGGAAAUCCUCCAAUGAGAGUGAAGAUGUUAAAAAGAAUGGCAAACAAGAUGACAGUUUAAGUAAUCAUCAAAAUGAAGUUGCCAGGAAAACAACAUAUAGUAAUGGAGUUCUGCAAACUACUUCCGAUGAUCUCACGGAGAGCGGUGAAAAUUCAAUUCUGCAUGACGUAGAUCGUGAUGAUAGAGAAAUUAAUGAAGUGGAAAUAGAAAUCAAUGGAAAUGCUAUGACCCUCGAGGACAGCAAAGACGAAAAAUCCUUAUGUACUCCGAUAAAUGGCUCAUUUGUAACUAAUAAAAGUUCAGCGAACAAGAAACCGAGAAUCAUACGGUCUGUUAAGGAAGCUAAGGAUUAUCUUUCAAAGAAACAUGACAAACAAAAUCCUUAUACAAAAUCUCCAAUUAAAAUCGAGAAAGAAAAUAUUGCUGAUUCAAAGCCUUCCAAAUAUGUUGAUUUUAACGACUUGAAGUCGCAAAAUUUGGAGAUGAAUAAUACAAUUGUGUCCAGAAAUGACACAUUAAACGGAUUUCCGUAUUCCGAGCCUGACAUAAAUGUCAGUGAAGAUUCUAAUCACAGGGAAAGGGAAAAGAGCCCGACAGAGAACAAUUGCUCGAAAGAUUCUGGUAUUGAACCUGGAUUUGAGGAUUUUCAAAAGUCCGAGACCACUUUAGACCAUGAAAUUAACGGCAUUGAUACAGAAGGAAAGGGAAAAGAGCCCGACAGGGAAAGAUUGCCGUAUUCUAAGCCUUACAUAAAUGCCAGUGAAGAUUCUAAUCAAAAGGAAAGGGAAAAGAGCUCGACAGAGAAUGAUUGCUCGAAAGAUUCUGGUAUUGAACCUGGAUUUGAAGAUCUUCAAAAGUCCGAGACCACUUUAGACCUUGAAAUUAACGGCAUUGGUACAGAAGGAAAGGGAAGAGAGCCCGAUAGGGAAAGAUUGCUGUAUUCUAAGCCUGACAUAAAUGCCAGUGAAGAUUCUAACCAGAAGGAAUGGGAAAAGAGACCGACAAAGAAUGAGUACUCGAAAGAUUCUGGUAUUGAACCUGGAUUGGAAAACCUUCAAAAGUCUGAGAUCACUUUAGACCGUAAAGUUAACGGCAUUGGUACAGAAGCAAAACUAUCGGUGGAGAAAAGCUUCCAUGAAGUUGAGCCAACAAUCGAACAAAAUAGUAGUGAUACUUUAAAUAUGAUAUCAGAUUCUAAGCCUGACCUAAAUCCGAGUGAAAAUUCUGAUGAGAAGGAUAAUAAAUUCAGCCAAACAAAGAUUGACAACAUUAAAGACUCUGAUGUUGAACCUGGAAUGAGAAAUCCUCAAAAUUGUGAGACUACUUCAGGCGAUGAAAUUAAUGGUGAUAGACCCAAGUCAAAAUUUACUGGAAAGACAGAAAAUUGGCUGGAGACAAAUUUCCAUGAAGUUGAGCCUAUAAUUAAACAAAUUAGAGCUGGAUUUCGAGAUAACUACGCGAUUGCAAAAGAAAGAGUUGAUCAAACUUUGGAUAUACCAUCCGAGACGGAGUCACUUGGAAUUGGUGAAGAUGGCGGCGAACUUGACUGGAUGCAGAAUGAACAUCUUAGGGACAUUGUGUUUAGAGUCCGUGAUAAUGAAUUGUGUGGACGGGAGCCAUUUCAUUUGAUGAAUGACAAAGAUAAAGAAGCUUUCUUCGAAGGUCUUGAAAAAGAAGUAGUGAAAGAAAACAAAAAACUUUCUCACCUCCAUGAGUGGCUCCAUUCAAAUAUCGAAAAUCUUGAUUACGGAGCAGAUGGCAUUAGUAUAUAUGAUUCACCAGAAAAAAUCAUACCGCGUUGGAAAGGACCUUCCGUGGAGAAAAUUCCCGAGUCCCUAAAUGAAUUCCUCAAGAAAAAAACAAAGACAACUUCCUCCAAAAAUUUGAACCCGGUGAAGAAGGAUGAGAAGGACUCUACUAAAAAUUCAGCUGAUUCAUCUUCAAAAGUAAAGGUUGAUGGUUCUAUAGCACCGAUUAAGAAGUCAAAAACACCAAAGACUAUUGUUGAAGGAAGUGACGGUUCUGUUAAAGCUGGCAAAAAAUCAGAGAAGGAAUAUUGGCAGCACACGAAGAAAUGGUCACAGGAAUUUUUGGACUGUUACAAUGCUGAGACAGACCCUGAAGUUAAGUCCGUAAUGAAGGAUAUCGGGAAGGAUUUGGAUCGUUGGAUCACUGAAAAAGAAGUCGAGGAUGCAGCUGAUCUGAUGAACAGAUUGCCUUAUAAGAAUAGGAGUUUCGUGGAAAAGAAACUCAACAAACUUAAAAGAGAGAUGGAGUUGUUCGGACCGCAAGCAGUGGUUAGCAAAUAUCGUGAAUAUACAGACGACAAAGAAGAAGAUUACUUAUGGUGGUUAGAUCUUCCAUAUGUACUGUGCAUUGAGGUCUACACAGUUGAAGAUGAAGAACAAAGAAUCGGAUUUUAUUCAUUAGAGAUGGCUCCCGAUCUUGAAUUGGAGCCUAAACCAUGUCAUGUAAUUGCUUUCCAAGAUCCCGGUGAUUGUAAAAACCUUUGUUACAUAAUUCAAACACAUAUGGAAAUGCUUGGAAGUGGCAGUGCCUUCGUUGUUGCACGACCUCCUAAGGAUGCUUUUCGAGAUGCUAAAGAAAGCGGUUUUGGUGUUACUGUCAUCAAGAAAGGUGAAAUUCAGCUUAAUAUAGACCAACCACUAGAAGAAGUGGAGGAACAGAUUACAGAGAUUGGAAGCAAAAUGUAUCAUGAUAAGAUGAUGAAGGAUCGAGCCGUGGAUAUAAACUCGAUAAUGAAGGGUGUGUUUGGUGUUAAUGUCUCCGACAAGAGGUUAAAGAGGAAGUUGAAGUAAUGUGGAAGGGUUGGUUCAACUUCAAACUACUUUCACAAAUGAAAAUGGUUGAAGAAAAUUAAGGCAUGCAUGCAUUGUAGAAUAAGUUAAUUUCUUUUGUAGUUUUUUCUUUACACAUAUUGAUUAGGGUUGGUUGUAUAUGAUUGAGAAAAAUAUAGUCAAAAAUUAUAAUAGUUGAUGAUGAUAAUUUGAUGGCAUGGUGAGAAUUUUUGCAUCAAGAAUGUUGUUUAGUAGAAGGGAUUAGUAAUGAAAAUGAGUUAUUCUUUAGUC